AUGGCCAAUGCGCAAGAUAAAGAAUCUCAGAAGUUGGGAACAGGAGAGAAAAAAUGGAGUCAGAAACUGGGUGGGUCCAAUACUAUGAUCCAGAAAUUACGUACUCAUGAUCUCGAACUCAUUGAUGAAGCUAGGCGUUUACAGAUUGAAAACGCUAAUAAAGACAUUUCUCUUGCAAAGUCCAAAGCUGAGAAUGAUAUAAAAUCCAAGAAAAUUAGAUCGCUUGAGUCUAUGAUAAAGAUAUUGGAAAGUAAGUUGUCUUCAGCCCAGAAAGAUGUGAUUUCGAUUCAAAACGACUCAUCGAAAAAAGAAACUGAGAUAAUAUCUCUUAAAUCCAAAAUAGUUGAAGUAGAACACGAGUUAGCUUCAAAAGUCAGUGAGCUCGAGAAUCUGAAAUUAGAGACUAUAUCAAUACCUGUAGUUGGCGGAAAUGAUGAAAAAAAUAUGACCAAGUCUAAUGAUAUAUCUGCAGUUAUUGAGGAAUCAGAGAUUCGAGGCUAUGCCUCACCUAGCAAAAAUCUCAGACAAUAUUUUGUACGCAGAAAAAGUAUAGAUCAAGCUAAAAAAAUUGAUGAUGAUAUCUCGACACAAACUAGUACUUUUGGUACUUGCUUCGUUAAUGAUGAGAUUACUGAACUACCAAAAAUUGAUACAGAGGUUAAUUCUGAAGUAAAGGAUAGAACUAGCAUUAGUGAAAUUAACAAGGAUGAUAUACCAAUAAAAUCUAAUACAUCAGAGGCUAUGCCUCAAAAUGUGACUCCACACCUUACACAACCGGAUAAUAAUAGCAAAGUUAGUGCUAAAGCACAUAUGUCCUCUUUGAUUAAAUCGAAUUCUCAGAUGAGACCUGGUCCUGAGGCUUUGCCUCUUCCAAUAGGAGGGAUAGGAACAAUUCCCAUUGUGACAAGUACUUUGAUGUUACCGCUAUCAGCAUAUAUGUUACUUACUUUGUUGAUUAUCGCAGUUAUGUGGUUCGUGAUAUUGAGAUGCACAUGA
Messenger RNA from Funneliformis mosseae, 996 nucleotides. The record is from the annotation of a GenBank genome assembly. NCBI's taxonomy places the organism in Eukaryota, Fungi, Glomeromycota, Glomeromycetes, Glomerales, Glomeraceae.